This is a messenger RNA of Pogonomyrmex barbatus (red harvester ant), 3847 nucleotides long. RefSeq lists its product as uncharacterized. The record is from RefSeq and is a predicted model, not a curated record. Lineage: Eukaryota; Metazoa; Arthropoda; Insecta; Hymenoptera; Formicidae.
UAUAAUGAGAAAAGAAAUAUGUAAAAAUAGUUUUGUUCUAUGUUCAACUAUGUUCAACUAUAUUCUUUCUCUUCUAAAAUAAAUUUUAUUCUUUCUAAAUUCCUUUUAAAAUAAAUUUGUCUCAUUGCAUUAUCGUAGAAAAAAACUCAUCUCAUAUUAUUACAAUAUUAUUAUAUUGUAGAUCCGCGCACAUACUCAGGACAAAACUUUGAUAACAAUUGAAUAUGUAAUAAAAAAGUAAUGUAAUACAAUUAUGCAACAUAUCCCACGUUGCAUAAGUUAUUGGUACAUUUAUAGGAAAUAUCAUUGCCGCAAGGCAGGCAGCAAUAAGGUCGAAUAGCAGAAAUUCAUGGUUUUUUUUUUUUCGAGAGAGAUAAAAAUUUUUAAUUUCUGACAAUGUCUUAUGUAAGUUUAUCCUCUCGUUGAGACUUAUCUGAAAAGAAUUGUAUUAGGCAGUUUGCACCAAAUCUUGCUACCCAAUUACUGCUACUGAUAUGUUCUUAGAUAUGUUUGCGUAACGCAAUUGUUCACACUUCUAUAAAUUAUAAAAUUAAAAUCUAGAUUAUCCUCGAGUUUCCUCGAAUCUGCAAAGUUUCGUCUUAUCCUGAAUUACUUAAUUAUUAUCAUUGCAUUCAUUGAAGUAAUUCACAUCUUUAGUCUUCAAUCAGAUAUUUUAAUUUUCGGAAUCUUAUAUUUGUUAAAGAUGUUAAGACCCCUUUCCCCUUACUUUUAAGGGAAAAAUAUCAACGCAUUUAUCGCGAUUAGAUGAAAUAUUUCAUCACUUGUCUCCCGCUCGCUCGUUACGAAGAACGAAAUUCUGUAAACGAGAAAGUUCUGAUGUAACUCGCUCCCAUUGGAUGGUCACUAAUUAGACGAUUGUGUAACGGCGCGCGUUCGCACCUGCGGGCAUCGAUCAGAGGAAUCUCACGGCGAGUGACGACGAGUGUAACACAGAGAUAAUAAUCUCGCCCAUCUAUCCACGCUCGACUAUUAAAGCGAUUCAGCGACGCGCGGCGUUAAUUGGAGAGUGGAAAAGGAAAUAUCUCUUUCCGCGUGGCGUCUUUAUCAUGCUUACGAAGAAGCGGCUAACGCGAUUACUUCCAGAACACGAGCGUUUUGCAUUCUACAAAUGACGUGAUUUGUAAAAUUCGUGCAAAUUAUCUAAAGGGAAAGUGAAAAUACAUUGCAUCGGAUUGCGAUCAUCUUGACAACGCGUUAUGAGGAUUGUUUCGGCAUAUACCGGAUGAGCCAUUGCGUUAAUUAGAACAGCCGUGAGAUAAAUUUUAGAUGCCGGCGCGAUUAAUAAAAAACGUGAUUGCGAGGAGAACAAAACUCUCGGCUUCGUGGCCGCCAUGGAAAGUCGCGGAAGAAAGCUCGACCAGCAGCGGCAUUGAGACGUUGACAAGACCUCAUGCUGUUUAAUUACUUCCUCGACUUUGAAAAAAAAAAAAAAAAAAAAAAAAGACACGAGAUGCUGCGUUUCUUUCUGAAUCAACAGCGCGUGUAAUACGUCGUUAAAUAUAUCGUGCAAAUAAGUCAGGGAAUUAUGUGCAACAUAACAGAUUCAGAAUGUCAUUGAAAUUGUGGCUUAAAAAUAGACUUCGGAUUAAAUUAUAAAUAAAAUAGAGUGGUUCGGACAGACGAAACCGUUAUGCUUCAAGACUCAAACCGCAAGAUCCUCGCGUAAUCUUCCGGUCAACGAAAAACGCGGGAGACGAAAGAAAGAAAGAAAGAAAGAAAAAAAGAGAAAAGACCUUUUGCUUUCUGCGACGCGAGGAGCAUUUUGUACGUGGCGUUAUUAUUCUCAUUCCGCGCACGUGUUGUCAUCCUAAGUCCUGCCGCCAGGGACAAUGCCAUUGCCAUAGUGAAACAGUGAAAGUAUGGUCAUUUCGCCCUCGUUGUCGCGCGCACCUCUUCUGCUCCGGUCCCACUCGUGCGCUCGCACGCACGCAUGCACGCAAUGCACAGACGACACACGCAUCGACAUUUCGCACUAUCGCGAUAGUCCCGUUUUGAAUGCCGCGUCUCUCAAGCCACUCUCCACCUGCAACGCUCAGUGAAAUUACUUCUGCACAUUUCUUGAAGAUGAAAGCGCGAUGCGGAUUCUCCUAGGGAGCAUCAUUUGCCUUCUGUCAGCGGCUAAUGCGAGGACCGCGAUAAUGCCGCCACCGUGGGCCGAUCCCUCGAGCAACCCCUGUGCCGCGCAACCACGAGGCUGGCAAUUAUUAUACUGGCCAUCCGAUGGAAAAUGCUACAAAAUAUUCCAGAUCGGCGCCCCAUGUCCGGAAACUAUGGAAUUGGGUCCCGCGGCCGGUAGCGGUGGAACAAUUGCGGAAUGCCGAUGUCCCCCGGGAACCGCGCAAUCGCCUAGGGACGCAUUGUGCCAUCCGAUAUUCACGAGAGCAUCCUGCUUCAAGGGUCAAUUCUUUGCACCUGUACCCGACGUGCCCGAUAAAUUAGGCACGAAACCACGAUGGGGAGUCUGUCGUAAUCCUGAGAUUUGCAAUGAACAAGGCGAAAUCUACUGGCCUAGAGAUGGCAAAUGCUAUCCGAAGCUUAGCAGAGGUCCAUGUCCGCGUGGCGAGCUUCUCGUCAUAGGCGAAGACGGAUUAGCGACCUGUUCGUGUUCAACGAGUGGCGAAUUGAGUAGAUAUCAUUGGAUAGGAAACGGCGGUGGUUGCCACGAACACUACACCAAAGGUCCCUGCGCGGAGCCGGGAGAAUUGUUUCUGCCAGGUGGGACCUGUGGUUGUCAUCCUCAAUUACCUCACUAUUACGAACCGAGCGGAAUGUGUUAUCAGUUAGGCGGCGUUGGUCCGUGUCCGCAAGGACAUCAUUUUGUGGUGACAAUGGAUGGCAGAUUAUCACAGGAGGAUAUUGUACGAGCUAAAUGCGUUUGCAAAUCGGGCCAUGCAUUGUACAAAGAUGGCAUCUGCUAUCGGUUACACACGAGGGGACCCUGCGAGAGCGGUUACAUGCUGAUAAAUUCGUCAACUUGUGUUCCCGUGCCAUGUAAACGCGGUAGAUUGUACUUUCCUCAGGAGAAAACCUGCUACAAGCUCGGUACAAGAGGACCGUGUCCGAACGGACAAAUAGUGUUGUACGAUUACAACGUGAGACCAUCCCUUGAUGGGAUCAGUUAUAAUGGCGUGUGCGGUUGUACCAACAUUAUGAGAGACGCCGGCAAAUGUUUGGAGGAUGAUAGCGAUGAUUGUGAGAGCAUACCGGGUAUGGUGAUGAUCAAGAAAACCUGUUACAAACUGUACACACAGGGCCCGUGUACCGCAGGAGAAUGGUUGGUCGCUCAGAGGACACCAAGGAAUGGUCGCCUAUGGCGACAGGAAGAACCGCGAGCGAAGGCCAGAUGUGAGUGCCGACCUGGUUACAAAAGAAUCAUCCAGAACUCUGAAGAGUUGGAAAACAACAAUCUGAUCUCGCCGAACAGUUGCCAGCCACCCGCGGUGAGCUUGGCAAAGUUUCUCAAUGAUAACGUCAAAUCAGUGGUGAUCUGAAUAAUUCAAUAACUCAUACAAUUCGCGUUAUGCGGCAUUUAUAAUAUUCGACAAAUUACAUUCUUUUAUUUAGUGAAGAAUGUACGCGGUGUGUCAAACUUUUCAGUUAAGAGAAUGACUGAUUUAACAAUUAAUUUAAGUUUGUAUAUAAAGUUAUAAGAAUUAUUUUUAAUAAUUUUAUCUUAUAUGGCUUUAUUUAUUGUGUUCUCUCUUAAGCAUUGUAAAUAUCGUUUGUGACUUACAAAAGCUUCUCAUAAGAAAUAUGUGCCAAUUUAUCUAGAAAUAUCGAAAAUUGUAAAUAAAUACAGAUUUACUCACUCGUUUUUAUGCUGUAA